AUGCAAAUCGCCCAUUCGUUGGCCAAAAGCGGCAAGACCGUGAACAGCGACGUGUACCUCGACGCCGUGCUGCACAAAGUUGUGCCUGCGAUCAAGGCCAAGUUCCCCCGAGGACGUCUGCAGCACGGCGUUGUCGUCCAACAGGACAAUGCAAGUCCACAUCGGUGUGUAACGACUGACAUGCUGCGAACACGGGGCGUCGAAGGCAUUUCCAUCGCCAACCAGCCAGCGAACAGCCCCGACUUUAAUGCAGAUUACGUAUCGGCAGAACUCAAGGCAAGCAUGUCGUCCAAUGGAGGCGCCUCUACGUUUGGCGUUGCCGACAAAACUCUCGCUCGGCGUCGGUACUUCCGAGAGAAGCAGCGCGCGCAUCGCCGCAAGUUGAAUUCUGAUGGGGCGAUUGUCAAAGCACAGAUAGAGCACCUUCAGCCGAUCCUUGAUGGCCUUCAAGCCAGCAUACCGCCGCCGUCCAUGGCGCCGCGUGAAGCAAGCGAUGGUCCUUUGUCCUGGCAUUCCAUUGCCAUAGUGUUCAAAAGAGAAGCCCACCGGGUCUUGACGGACCGCCAGUCACUGAUUACUCAAACGCAAGAGUAUCAAUCCCUCACGAAGGCCAUGCAACGCUUUGUCAUGAUGAACAUUCCGUCGCCCAUGUCCCGCAGCAAUCAUGCGUGGCACAGUGCGACGUUGGCGGCCGACCCGAGUGCUCGAAACCUGGGCAAGGAGUGGCUCACACAGCACAUGUACCACAACAUACACGAGCCGUUCACGUUGCUUCCUGCCGCGAGCUAUCACGACGAUUUUUUCAAAUUUGACAUUCAAGCGUCAGACGAUAGCGAUCCGAUUACGGGCGUGGAAAGGAUGCAGUUCUCGUGGCCAGGCACGGUGCAAAUGUUUCGACGCCUGGUUGCGUCCAACAUGUGGCCGGCAAUGUUAUUCAAUUCCAAUGACAUGGUGGUGGAAGAGACGACACCCAACACACGCCUGUUUCGUACCAUCACUCCUAAAGGCAUCUUCGUGAACUCACUCCAAGGACACUUCGUCGAAGCCAACAGGUUCAUCAUGGUCAUGCGCCAAGUCGAACACGACGAAGCCCAUCUGUGUGACCCCCUCCACAAGCAGCAGCACAACAUGUCGUGGACCGAGGUUCGGCAGGUAUCGCCAACACACAUCUUGCUGCGCGUUGUGAGCCAUGUGUCGCACAUAUUUCGACCUGGCGGCGGGUUUGUGAGUGUGGACGAGUUCGCGGCGCUGAGGGGCGUCGAUGUGACGGGCAUCCAAGACGACCAGAAGGACGCGUACGUGCGGCGUGAACUGAUCCGACGGGAGAAUUCAGAUUUCGUGCCUUGGGUACAAGGAUUCAUGGGCUUGAUGCACCAGUGCGCGACAAACUAA
This is a messenger RNA of Aphanomyces astaci, 1392 nucleotides long. RefSeq lists its product as hypothetical. The transcript is spliced from 6 exons. The coding region runs from base 1 to 1392 and encodes 463 amino acids. The record is from RefSeq and is a predicted model, not a curated record. Gene Ontology annotation, molecular function: nucleic acid binding. Lineage: Eukaryota; Oomycota; Saprolegniomycetes; Saprolegniales; Verrucalvaceae.